This is a messenger RNA of Protopolystoma xenopodis, 672 nucleotides long. NCBI's taxonomy places the organism in Eukaryota, Metazoa, Platyhelminthes, Monogenea, Polystomatidea, Polystomatidae. The record is from the annotation of a GenBank genome assembly.
AUGAAUCUAAGUUAUGAUGUAUGUGGGGAUUGUGAAACUCCUGAUCCUCAAUGGGUCUCUGUCAACAAAGGCGUUCUUCUCUGCAAUGAGUGCUCUUCUAUUCAUCGUCAACUUGGCCGUCACAUCAGCCAAGUAGCUUCAUUUUUUAUAAUAAAUAUUUUCAAGGUUAAGCACCUAAAAAAAUCUCGAUGGAGGCCUACUCAAUUGGCGAUGGUUCAUCAUUUAGCAGCAGCUGGCGCCAAUCGCUUUUGGGAACACAUGCUAUUUGAGCCUAUGCUGACUGGGCAAAAUGCUGCGAAAAUUGAGAUUAAGCGCCCGGAGAGGAAACCAAAACCUGAUGAUCCAAUGCAUCCAAAUAAAGCUGAUUUUAUUCGAGAAAAAUACAUGUUUCUUGGGUUCUUCAAGAAGCCUAGACAUCUUAAUAUUGAAAAUCUUAGUCACCAGCUGCACGCUUGUGUCAGAACAGGUGUUCUACAAACUAGUCUUUAUCUUCUCGCUUUGGGUGCAAAUCCAAAUUUUAUGCAUACUUCAAAGGGGACUUCUCCUAUGCAUGUUGCCUGUCAAUAUGGCCAAGUAGGUCAGCUUGAGCUGCUCAUUGCUUAUGGUGGUGAUGUGUGUAUACGCGAUACUUUUGGUCUUACUCCGAUUGAUAUUUUGUCUCUAUUUAUCUGA